AUGGCAGCCAACUUCGCGCCCUACCAGGAUAUUCCCGAGACACAGCGUGCGCUCUCGCCGCCCCUCGCGUCCCCCCGCGCCUCGCUCGACCGCACGCGCAACAUCGCCUCCAUCACAUCCCCGUCGACCCGCGCAUACGAGCAGCACGACUACUUCGGUGCCGGCGACGACUCUCCAGAGACCGAGCGCGUGGAAUGGAGUGCACCUAAUGCGCCCCAGUCGCGGGGAUUUGGCGCUGCAAGAGAGGACGUGGAGGCAUUCACCACGAGCCUGGGGAUCAGGAUGGACUACGAGGCGUGUCUUGCGUACCUCUUGCUUCCGCCUGCGGGCGGCGUGCUGCUGCUUGUGCUGGAACACCAGAGCGACUACGUGCGGUUCCAUGCGUGGCAGAGUAGUCUGCUCUCUGCCUUCAUCUUCGUGAUACACAUCAUAUUCAGCUGGUCGAGCUUCAUCAGCUGGGUCAUGGUGGUGGGGGACGUAUGUUUGAUUUCGUGGUUGACGUGGAGGGCAUUUUUGGAUGCGGAGACACUGGAUCGGUAUGAAGUGCCCUUGUUUGGGGGCCUGGCAAACUCAAUUUUGGACGACGAGUAG
Messenger RNA from Ascochyta rabiei, 591 nucleotides. RefSeq lists its product as uncharacterized. The record is from RefSeq and is a predicted model, not a curated record. Lineage: Eukaryota; Fungi; Ascomycota; Dothideomycetes; Pleosporales; Didymellaceae. The coding region runs from base 1 to 591 and encodes 196 amino acids. The transcript has 2 exons.